AUGGUCCAACAUCCACUUCCCGAUUCAUUGAUAUCAACGGAUGAGGCGAUGAACUACUGGCAGAAUGUCGCCGCUAGCGUCGACGGCAUGCUCGGCGGUUUUCCCUCCGUGUCGAGGAUCGACUUACAGGGCUCGCGGUCAUUCCUAGCUAAGCUGGGGAUUGGCAAGCCCCGGAUUCCGAGAGCGCUAGAAGGCGGAGCUGGAAUUGGUAGAAUCACUAAAGGCUUGCUGCUCGAUGUCGCUGAGACGGUGGAUAUCAUUGAGCCCGUUGCUAAGUUCACCGCUGUUUUGGUAGAUACCCCCGGUGUAGGCCAGAUUCACAACAUUGGUUUGCAGGAGUGGCGCCCACAAGACUUCAAGUAUGAUUUGAUCUGGACGCAAUGGUGUGCGGGUCAAAUAUCCGAUCUUCUCCUCGUCAAAUACCUCCAGCGCUGCGCUGCUUCAUUGACUGCCGACGGGGUCAUUGUUCUCAAGGAGAACUUGAGUGAUUGUGGGGCUUCAGAGCUAUUUUUCGCAAAGCUGGAUUGA
This is a messenger RNA of Fusarium subglutinans, 528 nucleotides long. RefSeq names its product alpha n-terminal methyltransferase 1. Lineage: Eukaryota; Fungi; Ascomycota; Sordariomycetes; Hypocreales; Nectriaceae. The record is from RefSeq and is a predicted model, not a curated record. Gene Ontology annotation, biological process: N-terminal protein amino acid methylation. Bases 1 to 528 code for a protein of 175 amino acids. Gene Ontology annotation, cellular component: cytoplasm. Gene Ontology annotation, molecular function: N-terminal protein N-methyltransferase activity. The transcript has 3 exons.